Messenger RNA from Alternaria burnsii, 1848 nucleotides. RefSeq names its product fad fmn-containing isoamyl alcohol oxidase-like protein. Gene Ontology annotation, molecular function: FAD binding; oxidoreductase activity. The transcript is spliced from 5 exons. NCBI's taxonomy places the organism in Eukaryota, Fungi, Ascomycota, Dothideomycetes, Pleosporales, Pleosporaceae. The record is from RefSeq and is a predicted model, not a curated record. Bases 1 to 1848 code for a protein of 615 amino acids.
AUGGUUUCUAGCUUCUCGCUCUCCUCGAUCCUUCUUCUGGCGCAAGCCGCCUUUGCAUACAAUUUCCAAUACGAAAGUAUACAGUUGGAAGGAUCGGACGUGGCGGACAACCCCGAUCUUGCUUUCGGCGAAGCAAUAGGAGGCAGUAUACCCUCCUGCAAAAACUACCCAGGCUACGGCGGUUGGCCGUCAUCAACACAGUGGAGUACCCUCAAUGUCAGUCUCGGCGGCACAUUGCUCAAGGGUAUCCCUCCAGCCGCAGCUUGCUACCAAGGCGAAUACAAAAAUGCGACAAAGUGUGCAAAUGUCAAGCGACGACAAUCUGAUGCUCUCUUCUUCAAAGAAGACCCACUGAUACCAUUCCUGUCAUGGACGCUCGAUAACCCAUGUCCUGUUCCUGCGUCCAGCGCUGCGCCUCCUCAGUCCGAGUGCAAGUUGUUGAGCUUCCCUGCAUACGUAGUCAAUGUCACCACGACCAAGGAUGUACAAAUGGCUGUGAACUUUGCGCGCAAUAACAACAUUCGGUUGACGAUCAAAAAUACUGGCCAUGACUUCCUCGGCCGGAAUACCGGUGGCGGCGCACUUCAAGUCUGGAUGCACCGCAUGAAAGCAUUCGAGUACUUGCCCACCUACAAAGUCGGUCAGUACAGUGGCCAAGCAGCCCGAGUUGGUGCAGCACUGGAACAACACGAGGUAUUCAGCUACAUGGGAGAAGCUGGUAUUACACUGCUAGCUCCCGGAUCUUCGACGAUUGGGGCGUAUGGUGGUUACAUGCAAGGUGGAGGAUUCUCGUAUAUCACCUCAAAGUAUGGUUUGAUGGCUGACCAGGUCCUUGCUUUGGAGAUUGUCACAGCAGAUGGCAGGUUCGUACAUGCGGAUCCGACGGAAAACUCGGACCUGUUCUUCGCUAUCCGGGGUGGUGGACCUGGUAACUUCGGUAUCGUGACAUCUGCGAUUGUCAAGGCGUAUCCACCCACAACAAUUGCACGAAGCGACUUCACCUUCCAGACUGGCCCCGUUUCUGGCAACGACAAAACCACUGUUCGCGUGUCCAAAGAAGUCUUUUGGAAGGGCAUGGGAAUUUACUUCUCGCAUAACCUGCGUAUCAAUGACGCUAAAGGCGGCGCCUUCACACUCUCUAGUCAAAUUACGAAGCCAGGCGUCAAAGUGAAAGAGAUGAGAGAUCUUAUGGCGCCGCUGAUCCAGGAUCUCAAUGACAUCGGCAUCCCUCUGGCUAACCCCGAACCAGAAUUCUGGGGUACGUAUGCUGAUUUCGGCUCCGCGCCGCCGAGUGGUGGGAUACAGAACAGCCGCCUCGUAUCUCGCCUUGUCCCCCGCUCUAACUUCGAAGACUCAACAUCCCAAUUGUUCAAUGCUACCAUGAAAGCGAUCCGCUCAUACGUGGAAGAAGGCGGAUACAGCUUUCAUUCCGUCGAUUAUGCACCAACGCUUGAAACAGCCGGAUAUCCUGGCUCUAGCUCCGCCGUAUCGUCGCACUUGCGCAACGCGGUCAUGCACAUGACAGGCUGGGAUACCAGACAAUAUGGCGCUGAUCUUCCAGAUGAAAUCGCGAAGUCGUCGCAUGCUCGUCUCAACUCGUAUGUACAGAAGUUGAGAGAUGUGACGCCGCUUAGUGGUGCGUACAUGAACGAGGCGGAUGUGGCGGAGCCAAACUUCCAGGAUAGUAUGUACGGCGACAAAUACGAUAACUUGCUUAGUGUCAAAAAGGAAAGAGAUCCUUGGGGUUUAUUCUACGCCGCUACGGCUGUGGGUAGCGAGGACUGGGUUGUCCAAGGGACGAGAGGACUGCCUACACAACAGGGAAGACUCUGUAAAGUUGACGCGUAG